Prorocentrum cordatum is the source of this 965-nucleotide messenger RNA. Lineage: Eukaryota; Dinophyceae; Prorocentrales; Prorocentraceae. The record is from the annotation of a GenBank genome assembly.
CCCUCGCCCGGCUUCCACUCGGGGCUCGGGGUCCUGGCCCUGCGCCGGCGGCGGCCCCGGGGGCAUGCAGGCGGGCGCGUGGACGUGGGCGCACGCCUUCGCCAUGGACCUCACGCCGCAGCGCUGGCCCGAGACCAGGCACCGGAGCUGCCUCGAGCACGGCGGUGACCGCCUGGAGCUCCGGAUCGCGGAGAGCCCGGCCGCGGGCUUCGGCUACCAGGUCUGGCACGCCUCGAGGGCGCUCUGCUGCCACCUGGAGCUCCGCGAGAGGCAGCGGGGCUCCGCCGCGGCCCGCGGCCCCGCGGCGCCGCCCUGCCGCGGCCGGCGGGCGCUGGAGCUCGGCGCGGGCUGCGGCCUGGUGGGCCUGCUGCUGGCCAAGUCUGGGCGCGGACGUGACACUCACGGAUCUGGAAGAGGUCACGCCGAUCACCCGCCACAACGUGAGCCUGAACCCGCCCCUCGCUGCGGGCGAGGGCCGCGUGGACGUCGCCGCGCUACGGUGGGGGACCGACGUUCGCCGGGAGUUUCGCCGCGGCGAGUUCGACCUGAUCGUCGGCUCCGACCUCACGUACUCCCCAGAUCUGCACGCGCCCUUGCUGGCCACGCUGCUCCAGCUGAUCGGCGCGGAGACAGAGGUGCUGCUGGCGGCCACUCGCCGGCAAGAGCUCGGGCCAGAGCUGUGGCGGCGACGCUUCGCGCGCUACCUUGACGUAGAGCAGGUGGCCUCCGAGCAGGAGGUGGAAGCCUACGCGGCCCUGGGAACGUUCCCGAGGGCCGACAGGCCCUGCAGCAUCUUCAGGCUCCGCCUGGUCGGGCCCGCGCCGUUCCAGGAGGACCUCACGGAGCUCUUCCGCGGCCCGCGCGGCUGCGACCCCGGGGUGCUGCUGGUGCGGCUGGCGCUGCGGGAGGCUGCCCAGAACGGGCCCCUGAAGCCUGGGGAACCGAACUGCAUCCAGGACCCAUAA